Molecule: messenger RNA, 198 nt
Organism: Laccaria bicolor S238N-H82
Lineage: Eukaryota; Fungi; Basidiomycota; Agaricomycetes; Agaricales; Hydnangiaceae
Exons: 2
Coding region: 1-195 (64 amino acids)
Source: RefSeq, a predicted model, not a curated record
AUGCCGUUACGUCUGAGUCAAACAUCCAUUUUUUGUGGCUGGCUCCGGUUGGGGAUGGUGACCAAAUAUCCAAAUUUUCAGAUCGAUAUUUUUUGGGAAAACGUUCCCCACAUUCUAAAACCCAUCUUUGCAAAAAAAAUAUUUUCUUCAUUUCAGGGGGCCGCCAUCGAUUCAGUGCACCAUCCGUCAGUUUAAGGC